AUGUAUCACGGCGAUAAAGCCAAACUUAAUUUCCCGAUAUCAAAUGAGGAUAACCUAGAAAAUGACUUUGUAGCUACAGUGACAGUGGUUGUAACCCCAACUGGGGUUCGAUAUAAGGUUGUUAGGGAGAAGCCACGGGGGAAGUACGAAGAUGAUAUUGCAAACCCCAUCCAGAAGGUACGUGUCUGGCUUGGGACAUAUGACAUGAAAGAAGAAGCAACAAAGACAUUUCAAAAGGCAACGAGGAUGUAUUACUACUACCCUAAAGAUAAACCUAAAUUUCCGACAUCAAAUGAGGAUAACCUAGAAAAUCCUAAUAUAAAUAACAAGAAUCUCCAUCAUGAGCUCAAUCUUGAACUCAUACUUGCUCCGCCAGAGAGCGAGUGA
This is a messenger RNA of Solanum verrucosum, 387 nucleotides long. Its product is annotated as ethylene-responsive transcription factor 4-like. Gene Ontology annotation, biological process: regulation of DNA-templated transcription. The coding region runs from base 1 to 387 and encodes 128 amino acids. The record is from RefSeq and is a predicted model, not a curated record. Gene Ontology annotation, molecular function: DNA binding; DNA-binding transcription factor activity. The transcript has a single exon. Lineage: Eukaryota; Viridiplantae; Streptophyta; Magnoliopsida; Solanales; Solanaceae.